AUUAUUAUACUACUCUUUGAAUAGAACCCAAUGACAAUUCACACGUUAGUUCACUUUGAAACUUCAUUUUUUUUGUUUUGAGUUUUAUGAUUAUUGUUUAGGUAAAGUAAGAAGUGUUGAAUUUUUGUAUAAAUUAAAGUUGCCAUGUCUGAACGUGGUCGAGGUAGAGCUCGGGGUCGAGCAGGUCGGGGAGGCGAUGGGGGAGCCCCACCGCCGCGUCGUCCGGGCGAACAGAUGCAGGCGGGUCCCGCGCCCCCGAGGCCUCAGCCGCCUUCAGCCUGGGGCCCUCCGUCUGUGGCGCCCCCAGUGCGGGCUGGCAUGCCGAAACCUUCCGAUACAGCUGGUCGAGCUUCUCAUCGUUCAACUCCAUCUACUCAUGCACAUCCUGGAGAUAUUGACAUACAACAUGAAAUGCAAAAGCUUGAUUUGGGUAAACCAGAGCAUGGGGGUGGUGAUGCAGGAAUGGUAGUGGGUCGAGGUGCACGGCGCGGUGGAGGCAGAGUCCUGCCGGAGCAGAUGACAGUAUUACGUACUCGACCUGCUCAAAUAACAUCAAAGAAAGGUAGCACAGGGACGCCUUUGGACCUUAUUGCAAACUACUUCACUGUGGAAACGACACCCCAAUGGUGCCUUUACCAGUACCAUGUUGAAUUCAAUCCAGAGGAAGACCGUACUGGAGUGCGCAAGUCCCUUUUGAAAAUACACAUGGUUAAUUUUGGAGGGUAUCUUUUUGAUGGAACUUCAAUGUACACAGCAAAGAAAUUGCCUCAAGACAAUAUGGAAUUCUACUCUGAAAGAAAGAAUGAUGGAGAAAAAAUUAGAAUACUUGUUAAACUUAUCUGUGCUGUGAGCCCAGGAGACUAUCAUUAUAUACAAAUUUUCAAUUUAACCAUCCGAAAAUGCUUCUACUUGAUGAACUUACAAUUAAUGGGCAGGGAUUUCUUUGACCCAGAUGCAAAGGUGGACAUACCUGAGUACCAACUACAAAUAUGGCCUGGAUACAAAACAACUAUAAAUCAGUAUGAAGACAGACUGUUGAUGGUUACUGAAAUCACACAUAAGAUUUUGCGCUUGGAUACUGUUCUACAAAUGAUACAUGCAUACAUAUCUACAAAAGGCGCAAACUAUAGAAGAAGCUUUGUUGAAGAUGUCAGCGGCCAAAUUGUAAUGACUGAUUACAACAAAAAAACCUAUAGAGUAGAUGAUGUGGCAUGGAACGAGAGUCCAAAGUCAACAUUUAAAAUGAAGGACGAGACUAUCAGUUAUCUUGAUUAUUAUUACAAGAAAUACAACAUCCGCAUAACGGAUGCGAACCAACCGCUGCUGAUAUCGCGCUCGAAGCCGCGCGACAUCCGCGCCGGCAUGCCGGAGCUGGUGUACCUGGUGCCGGAGCUGUGCCGCCAGACGGGGCUCUCGGACGAGAUGCGUAACAACUUCCAGCUGAUGCGCUCGCUCGCCUUGCACACCAAGAUCGGUCCCGACGUACGCAUACAGAAGUUGAUGCAGUUCAAUAGGCGGUUGACGCAGACCAAGGAGGUGGUGCAGGAGCUUGGAUCCUGGUCUUUGAGACUGUCAAAUGACCUGGUGCGCUUCAAGGGAAGGCAACUGCCUCCAGAAAAUAUUGUGCAAGGUGGUAACGCCAGAUACCGUGCUGGAGACACUACAGAGGGCUGGACAAGGGACAUGAGAUCCAAGCAUCUGCUUACAAUAGCGAGCGUACCCUCGUGGGUGGUAAUAACCCCUGGCCGGCAGCAGCGCGACGCGGAAGGUUUUGUCGAGCGUAUUAUGGAGACUGGUGGCGGGUGUGGUUUCCGCUUGCCCAGACCUGAGAUUGUUACUCUGCAAAGGGACUCGUCAGGCGAUUAUGCCAAUAUGUGCGAGAAUGUGAUUGCCCGUAAGAAUCCUGCUAUGAUGCUCAUUGUGUUGGCAAGAAAUUCUGGAGACAAAUAUGAAGCGAUAAAGAAAAAAUGCACAGUUGACCGUGCUGUGCCCACUCAGGUGGUUUGCGCGAGGAACAUGACCAGCAAGUCGGCCAUGUCCAUUGCCACCAAGGUUGCGAUACAGAUGAACUGCAAGAUGGGCGGCGCACCGUGGACGGUGGACAUCCCGCUGCCCACGCUGAUGGUGGUCGGCUACGACGUGUGCCACGACACGCGCUCCAAGGAGAAGAGCUUCGGCGCGUUCGUGGCGACGCUCGACCGCCAGAUGACGCAGUACUACUCGGCGGUCAACGCGCACACCUCGGGCGAGGAGCUCUCCGCGCACAUGGGCUUCAACAUUGCGAGCGCCGUCAAGAAGUACCGCGAGAAGAAUGGUGUGCUACCGGGAAGCAUUUUCAUCUACCGUGAUGGCGUGGGAGACGGGCAAAUUCCAUAUGUCUCUAGUCAUGAGGUAGCGGAGAUCAAAAAGAAGUUAACCGAGAUAUACGGCGGGCCGAACUUCAAGAUGGCGUUCAUAAUCGUGUCGAAGCGGAUCAACACGCGCGUGUUCGUGGAGCGCGGCCGCUCCGGCGAAAACCCGCGCCCCGGGACCGUCAUCGACGACGUCGUCACGCUGCCCGAACGGUACGAUUUCUUCUUGGUGUCUCAGAAUGUGCGCGAAGGCACCAUUGCACCAACAUCAUACAACGUGAUUGAUGAUUCGUCCGGCUUGGAUCCUGACAGAAUUCAACGUCUGACGUACAAGCUUACGCACAUGUACUUCAACAACUCGACGCAAGUGCGCGUGCCGUCGGUGUGCCAGUACGCGCACAAGCUGGCCUUCCUCGCCGCUAACAGCCUGCAUGGUCAACCGCAUUACUCUUUCAACGAAACAUUGUACUUCAUAUAGUCUCUAUGUAUCGAUAAGGAUAUUUCGCAAAACCAGAUGAAGCCGAGCUUUGUGAAGGUUUUGAUUUACUUUUUCUUUUUAUUUUUGAGUUCAGUUAGGGUGUUCCAACAUGUUCGGUACAUUGGGUUCUGAUUUUUGACCUACUUUAAGUAUUUUUUUUUAUGUUUAAGGAUAUAAUAUAGCUACUGCAGAUAUUGUAAAUCUCACUCAAAUUUCAAGUCAUUUAACUGUACGUGUGUGUACAAUAUGCGGCCCACCUAUAGUUAUUUACUAUUUAAGAGACUGCCAUGAUCAUUAUUUUAAGUUUUAUUAGAAUUUAACGCUUUUUUUAUUCAUUAAUUUUGCUUUUUGUAAUUCAACCAAAUUUUUUAGUUUAUCAUUGUUUAAUAAAUAUUCAUUCUAAUUGAGAAAGAUGUAUGCAUAAAUACAAAUUAUGCAAGUGGAGUCUUGGAGUGUUCGAUUUAAAGUGCAUUUUAAUGUAUCGUAGUUAGUGAUUAAACUGUGAUACGGGUGUUAAUUGUAAUACAAGUCAAGAGAUACAUGUGAUAUCCAGUAUAAGGAUCUGUUGAGCUAUAUUUUUUGAUUAGAUAGUUAUUGACGUCAUCGUAAUAAAAUUAAGGAUUAGGCUGAAACAAUAUUGUUUUCACUUUUCAACAUCUUUUGGUCAAUAUCUUAGCAAUAAGAGAAGGAAGAUCCUAUUGUUACAUUUCUAUAGAUUUAAGGUUUUGUUACUAUUUUUGAAUAAAUAUUACUUUCGUA
Molecule: messenger RNA, 3588 nt
Organism: Zerene cesonia (dogface butterfly)
Lineage: Eukaryota; Metazoa; Arthropoda; Insecta; Lepidoptera; Pieridae
Gene: aub
Product: piwi-like protein Siwi
Exons: 19
Coding region: 145-2829 (894 amino acids)
Biological process (GO): regulatory ncRNA-mediated gene silencing
Cellular component (GO): P granule
Molecular function (GO): piRNA binding; protein binding
Source: RefSeq, a predicted model, not a curated record